This is a messenger RNA of Cylindrotheca closterium, 154 nucleotides long. NCBI's taxonomy places the organism in Eukaryota, Bacillariophyta, Bacillariophyceae, Bacillariales, Bacillariaceae. The record is from the annotation of a GenBank genome assembly.
AUGAAGAAGAGUGCUGAUGCUGAGUACGAUUUCUUGGAUUUCUGGGAAGCGAAUCAAAAGUUCUUUGCUAUGAAGCAAGGAACAACGGAAAACUUGAUGCAUUUCAAGGAACGAUUCUUGAGACAGGCUGAAGUCCUGCAAGAUCUAUAUGGCG